Molecule: messenger RNA, 2019 nt
Organism: Candidozyma auris
Lineage: Eukaryota; Fungi; Ascomycota; Pichiomycetes; Serinales; Metschnikowiaceae
Product: SKN1/KRE6 family beta-glucan synthesis-associated protein
Exons: 1
Coding region: 1-2019 (672 amino acids)
Biological process (GO): fungal-type cell wall organization; (1->6)-beta-D-glucan biosynthetic process
Cellular component (GO): endoplasmic reticulum membrane; plasma membrane
Molecular function (GO): glucosidase activity
Source: RefSeq, a predicted model, not a curated record
AUGUCCCACAGAGACCUCACGCAUAAUUACACAGAUAGCCCUCGCAACCCGUUUGACGACGGCAGCGGGUCAUACGACCUGAACUUCGACGACAGCGACGAGCUUCUCCAGCAUGAGCGUCUGAACCUGAUUGGCCCCGACGUCGUCGGUCCCGACGUUGUCGACCCCGAGCGGGCCCACUACAACGGCUACUACGCCGACCAGAGACGCUUUGUGUCGCUGCCCUCAAGUGGGCAGGGAAACGGCCAGUUUCUGGCCCUGGGUCAGGGCAACUUGGUCGCUCCCACCGAGUUCAACAGGUACCCGAGUCUUGCCAACCUGAGAGAACCCUCGCUGACGUCGCUUCUGUCGCAGUUCAGGCGACAAGGCGGCUCCCAGUACAUGCAGUUGGCUCAGAACGGAGGUGGGUCGUCUGAAACUACCUCUUCCAACGGUGAGAACGUGCUGGACCCCUUUUUGGCCAAGGUCGACCUCUCACCCUUUGGCGGCUACCCGGCCCACCAGUUCCCCUUGCACAUUGACGAGAAGGAGCCCGACGACUACUUGCACAACCCAGACCCGAUUGCUGAUGCUGCCUACGACAAGAACAGGUUCUGGUACGACCUCAAGCAUAUGGACCGCAGGGUCGGCUGGGGGCUUGUCGGAUUCAUCUUGUUGUUGGUGGGGGCGUUGGCCGUUUUCAUUGUGUUGCCGGUGGUUUCGUUUUCGGGCGUCACCAACCCUUACCGGCCCGAGGUGUACGAGGUGUUGACCCAGUACAAGUACCCGCUCUCGAGCUCCAUCAGAACCUCUUUAAUUGACCCUGACACCCCCGAUGACGAGUAUACUCGUGUCAACAGCAAAGGCGAAGAGUGGGUGUUGACUUUUUCCGAUGAGUUCAACGCCGAGGGCAGAACUUUCUACGAUGGCGACGACCAGUUUUUCCAGGGCGUGGAUAUCCACUACCAGGCCACCCAGGACUUGGAGUGGUACGACCCGGAUGCUGCCACCACCUCCAACGGCACCCUCCACAUCACUUUAGACGCCUACAAGAACCACAACUUGUUCUACAGGUCUGCUAUGCUCCAGUCGUGGAACAAGCUUUGUUUCACCCAGGGCCUCAUUGUUACCUCGGUUAACUUGCCCAACUACGGCCACAAAAUGGGUCUUUGGCCUGGUCUUUGGACGUUGGGCAACUUGGCCCGUCCGGGCUAUUUGGCCUCCACUGAAGGUUUGUGGCCAUACACCUACGACUCUUGCGAUGCGGGAAUCACGCCAAACCAGUCUUCGCCAGAUGGAAUCUCGUAUUUGCCGGGCCAGAGGUUGAACGUGUGCACGUGUUCUGGUGAAGACCACCCCAACCCGGGUGUGGGCAGAGGUGCGCCUGAAAUCGAUAUCAUUGAAGGUUCCGUUGAUGACACUCUCAAAACUGGUGUGGUGUCUAUGUCGUACCAGAUUGCUCCAUACGACGUGUGGUACUACCCUGACUAUAGCUUCGUUGAGAUCCACAACAGUGAAGUCUGUGCUAUGAAUACCUAUACCGGAGGUCCACUUCAGCAGGCUGUUUCUGGUCUUGUGACCCUCAACUCUACGUGGUAUGAGCGUGGUGUGGGUGCGGGAAAGUUCCAGGAGUAUGGUUACGAAUACAUGAAUGACAACGACGAUGGCUACAUUACGUGGUAUGUUGGCAGAGGUAAGGAGAAUGCUGCAUUUACGUUGCACGCGUGGGCGUUGAGUCCUAACGGAAAUGUGGGUUUCAGACGUAUCUCCAAGGAGCCCAUGUCCAUCGUUAUCAACUUGGGUAUUUCCAACUCGUGGGCGUACAUCGACUGGCCCUCACUCGUUUUUCCUUCCCAUAUGAGGGUGGACUACGUGAGAAUCUACCAGCCUCCAGAUGCCAUCAGCAUGACGUGUGAUCCUGAAGACUACCCGACGUUUGACUACAUCGAGAACCACAAGGCUGCCUACUUUAACCCCAACCAUACCUCGUGGGAGAUGGCAGGGUUCAAGAUGCCGAAGAACAAACUCAGUGGUUGCUAG